Messenger RNA from Amborella trichopoda, 1610 nucleotides. It is a transcript of the gene DIN9, whose product is annotated as Mannose-6-phosphate isomerase, type I. The record is from RefSeq and is a predicted model, not a curated record. Gene Ontology annotation, biological process: GDP-mannose biosynthetic process; carbohydrate metabolic process. NCBI's taxonomy places the organism in Eukaryota, Viridiplantae, Streptophyta, Magnoliopsida, Amborellales, Amborellaceae. Gene Ontology annotation, molecular function: zinc ion binding; mannose-6-phosphate isomerase activity. Gene Ontology annotation, cellular component: cytosol.
UUGCAUGGUCGAAGUCCUUAAAAACCAGGACUUUCAUGACGUGAAAACCCAUUCUCUUCAGACUCCAAUUCUCCAUCGAAAAAAAAGACAUUGUUCGAGGCUUGAAAGACCCAAAAGAUGAAGAGUUCAAGCCCUAAAAGGAAGCUCCUGAGAUUGAGAUGUUCAGUUCAGAGCUAUGAUUGGGGAAAAGUUGGUGAAGAUAGCGAAGUGGGCAAGCUUUUUUGCUUGAAUUCAAAGAUCCCAACCGAAAACAAGCCUUAUGCUGAGCUUUGGAUGGGUACUCAUGGUUCGGGACCGUCUUUUAUAGUGGAUGAUGACUCAGGUUCAGAGGCGUUGCUUCUCAAAGAUUGGCUUUGGGAGAACCCGGAAGCCAUCGGUGAAAGGGUUUUACAGAGAUGGGGAAAGGAAUUGCCUUUUCUGUUUAAGGUCCUUUCAAUUGCCAAGGCUCUAUCAAUACAAGCUCAUCCAGACAAGGAAUUGGCUCAAGCUUUGCAUAAUUCACGUCCUGAUAUGUACAAAGACUCUAACCAUAAGCCUGAGAUGGCUUUGGCUCUUACGGAGUUUGAGGCCUUGUGUGGAUUCAUCAGUGUUGAGGAGCUGAAGGGUGUCCUCAGUAGUGUCCCAGAGAUCCUUGAUCUGGUAGGUGAUGAAGCUGCUCUCCAACUUUUGAAUAUAGAAGAAGGGGAUGGGGAGGAGACUGUGAAAGCUACUUUGCAGUCAAUCUUCACCAAACUGAUGUCAGCAGACAAUGUUGUGGUCUCAGAAGCGGUAUCAAAGAUGAAGAGUCGUCUAGAGAUGGAAGUUAAGGAAAGGAAGCUAACAACAAAAGAACAUCUCGUACUGAGGCUAGAAAAGCAAUACCCUGUGGAUGUCGGGGUCAUAUCGGCCUUUUUCUUGAACUACCUGAAACUUCAGCCUGGGGAAGCCCUCUAUCUAGAUGCCAAUGAGCCCCAUGCUUACAUUCAUGGGGAGUGCAUUGAAUGCAUGGCCACCUCUGACAAUGUUGUACGUGCGGGACUCACCCCAAAGUAUCGUGACGUUCAAACCCUCUGUUCCAUGUUGACUUACAAAAGGGGUUUGCCUGAAAUAUUAAGCGGCAUUCCUUUGGAUCCGUACACUAUGAGAUACUCGCCACCGUUCGACGAGUUUGAAGUGGACCGAUGCAUUAUUCCUUUGGGUGCACAAGUGGUUCUUCCAGCAAGCCUGGGCCCUGCGAUUCUUAUUGUUCUCUCUGGAAAGGGUCUGGUAGAAUUGGAUGCUGUGACUGAAGAUUUGGUUAAGGGUGAUGUUUUCUUUGUGUCCUGUGAGAGUGAGCUUAGAUUAACUGCUCAUGAUGAGUUGCAUAUGUAUAGGGCUGAGGUGAACCACAGGUUUUUUAAGUAAAUCUUCUCUCCCAUUCAAUCAUGACAAAGGGCUGAGGUGAACUAAGGUUUUUGAGUAAAUUAUCCGUCUCAUGUAUAGUGCUGAGGUGAAUAAUAACAUGUUUUAUUGAGUGGUCCCUCUCCCCCUCUCCCGUCUAGGGCUGAGGUGAACUAAAAGCUUUUUAGUAAAUGAUCUCUGGCUUAUGUAUAGUGCUGAAAUGAAUAAAGAACAUGCUUUUUUGAGUGCUC